GCCUGCGCGGCCCGGCAUUGAGGCCCCGGCGCCUGCGCCUUGGCCGCCCAGGGCCUCCCUGAGCCAGUUGGAGCAGGUUGAACGGCGAGGCCCGGGCCCGCAGCGGGAUGGCACUGAGGCGGAUCCAGAAGGAAUACCAGGACUUGGAGCGUGACCCUCCAGCACUGUGUUCAGCCGGUCCAGUAGGAGAUGACUAUUUUCAUUGGCAAGCUACUAUCAUGGGGCCAAGUGACAGCCCUUACCAAGGUGGUGUUUUCUUUCUGAAUAUCCAUUUCCCAUCAGAUUAUCCUUUCAAACCACCUAAGGUUUCGUUUACAACGAAGAUCUAUCAUCCAAACAUUAACAGUAAUGGCAGCAUUUGCCUUGAUAUUCUCCGAUCACAAUGGUCCCCAGCUUUAACACUGUCAAAAGUUCUUCUGUCUAUCUGUUCGCUGUUGUGUGACCCAAACCCUGAUGAUCCUUUGGUACCAGAGAUAGCACACACCUACAAAUCUGACAGGGAGAAGUAAGUGUCUUGGACAGUACUUC
Messenger RNA from Stegostoma tigrinum, 528 nucleotides. RefSeq names its product ubiquitin-conjugating enzyme E2 D4-like. Bases 108 to 509 code for a protein of 133 amino acids. Gene Ontology annotation, biological process: protein polyubiquitination; ubiquitin-dependent protein catabolic process. The transcript has 6 exons. NCBI's taxonomy places the organism in Eukaryota, Metazoa, Chordata, Chondrichthyes, Orectolobiformes, Stegostomatidae. Gene Ontology annotation, molecular function: ubiquitin conjugating enzyme activity. The record is from RefSeq and is a predicted model, not a curated record. Gene Ontology annotation, cellular component: nucleus.